AUGGAUCAGAAAUCACAUGAGAAGGAGCAGCUGAGGGAGGCCGAGUCCUUCAAAAGACUCACUUUCUUCGCCAUCGCCAUCUCCACAGUGGCCACUCUGACCGCCAUAAUUAUUGUCCCCACAUUGUACAACUACAUGCAACAUGUGCAAUCUCAGUUGGACGAGGAAUUAGAGUUCUGCGUUCACAGAUCCAACGGUCUUUGGGACCAAUAUUCCCAUGUUGUUGGGAUCGGCGCUGUCAGAGAGAAGCGUAACGCUCUCCGCCGCACUUCCGGACAUAGACGUGGUGCCCAGGCACGUGCUGCCAGCACUUACGGAGAUGACGCCGCCACUGGAGGAUACGGAGGAGCUGCUCCAAGCAGCGCUGGCCCAGCCGUCAACGCAGGAUAUGGCGCCGGAAACGCCGGACCCGCCGUCAACUCUGCCCCCAGCGCCGUCAGCGCCCCAAGCAGCAACCAAGGAGGAUGCUCUUGCGGAGUUGGACCAGCUGGACCACCUGGAGCCCCAGGAGAAGACGGUCUUCCAGGAAAGGACGGAGUUCCCGGCAAGGACGGAGAACACGGCCCAGACGCCCCGCCAGAGGCCAAGCCCACCGCCGACGACUUCUGCUUCGAUUGCCCAGCCGGACCAGCCGGCCCACCAGGCGCCCCAGGACCAAAGGGACCCAGCGGACAACCCGGUGCUCCAGGAGAAGAUGGACAGCCAGGAAACCCAGCCCAACGCGGAACCCCCGGCCCAAUUGGACCCCCAGGACUUCCAGGAGCCGCUGGAGAACGUGGAGCCCCCGGAGAGCCAGGAACUCUGCAGGAAGUCCCCGGCAUUCCAGGCCCACCAGGACCGUCUGGCCCCAUUGGAGAGCCCGGUCCACCCGGAGAGGCCGGACAACCAGGAACCUCAUCGCCCGGCCCUCAAGGACCUCCCGGCGACCAGGGACCACCCGGAGAACCUGGACAGGACGGCAAACCAGGAGAGGCCGGUCCCGACGGAGAACAAGGCCAGAACGGCGGCUGCGAACACUGUCCUCCUCCCCGAACUGCCCCAGGAUAUUAA
Messenger RNA from Bursaphelenchus xylophilus (pine wood nematode), 1050 nucleotides. Lineage: Eukaryota; Metazoa; Nematoda; Chromadorea; Rhabditida; Aphelenchoididae. The record is from the annotation of a GenBank genome assembly.